This is a messenger RNA of Myxozyma melibiosi, 3080 nucleotides long. RefSeq lists its product as uncharacterized. The transcript is spliced from 3 exons. The record is from RefSeq and is a predicted model, not a curated record. Gene Ontology annotation, biological process: DNA-templated transcription; regulation of DNA-templated transcription. Gene Ontology annotation, molecular function: DNA binding; DNA-binding transcription factor activity, RNA polymerase II-specific; zinc ion binding. Bases 129 to 2783 code for a protein of 884 amino acids. NCBI's taxonomy places the organism in Eukaryota, Fungi, Ascomycota, Lipomycetes, Lipomycetales, Lipomycetaceae.
AAUUCACAAAGUAAAAGUUCACGAUAGUUUGCGCUGGGCGGCGGUGCGGAGAACAAAGCAGCAGCUUCUUCCUCGCCUUUUCUCCUCCCCACCGCUCCUCCUCCCCCCAGCUCACCCACUCCUCCUCUAUGUUUGUCUUCCCGGCGAAUGACGACAGCUACCGCAAACGCAGAAGAGCACACAAGGCCUGCGAGCAGUGCAAACGCAGACGGAAACGAUGCGAGGCUCCCUUCAAGAACCACGAGCGCUGCGCUCCCUGCACAAAAGCUGGAAUCUCUUGCAGUCUCGUCGCGGCCGCUGCAAGAAAUGACGAUCUGGACGACGACGACGACGACGUUGAGCAGACCAGCGCGUCGAUAAAAACCGACGUGACCCCCGUCCGUCCACCUCUCGUUCGCUCUCACUCUGCAGAGACUCCAAGAUCAGCAUCUUCUUCUCACUACUCAAUCCUAAAGCCCUCCCGACCCCAGCUCUCCACCACCGUCACUACAUCCUCCACUGAUCCACUCGCCACGACCAUAUCCGCCGGACUAGACCCCUCCAUAUCUCUACGCUCCCCUCAACUCUCCCCAUUUGCGCCUAACCACUCAGACAAUGACCCGCAUCUAUCCUCCUCCUUGGCUGCUCUCAAUCUCCCUUUCGGGUCUCCUCCGUCCCAGAUCAGGUCAUCUGCUCCCAACUACAAGGGCAAGUCCGCCUCGUCUCCUGCAGCGUCAGCAGCUGCCACGGCCGCUGCCGCUGCCGCUCCUGUGGCGUCUUCUACAGCAGCGGUAUUUGAAGACACCAUUGCUACUCCGGCUGCUCACGAGCAUAUGACAGCGCGGCCAACCAAGAAAUCGAAACUCACUGGUGCCAACUCCUCCUUCUCCGCAUCAGUGGCAACUGAUCCCACUACUUCUACCACCGCGGGCGGUUCCACUAUACCCACAGAUACAACUUUCGACUCUGACACAAGCUCCAGAGUUCCCACCGAACCCACCGCAGUCGGAUCGACGCGCUUCAUCGGCGAUCUCGACCCCGCCUCUGUGAUUCUCACUCUCAGAAAUGUGGAAAAAGAUGAGAUAGGCGUAUGGGUCAAAGGCGCAUCUAUCCACCAGCCGCUCAACAAGCACUUGCUCACAUAUCUUGACUCCCUCCAUGCCUUCGAUCUACCGCCGAAGCGCGACCGUGAAGGCUUGAUUCACACCUACUUCAAGUUCCUACACCCGCUCCUUCCCCUGCUCGACAAAACCGCAUUUCUGAAAAUGCACGCCAGAGACGAAUGUCCGACCCUUCUUCUUCAUGCAGUACUACUUUCUGCGUGCCGUCACCCUUCAGCUCGCAAAUAUCUGCAGUCUCGAUCGCCGCGCUACUUUGCCUCUCUGACCGCAACCAAGAUCCGAGCUCUUAUGUUUGCCGAAAUCGAGCGCGACAAACUCACCGUCGUACGCGUCCUUGCUCUUCUUUCUUUGCACUCUGAAGGCUCAGACGGCCUUGAGAAAUCAUGCUCCGAUCUUGAGAAAGCAUUCCACUACGCUCAUUUUCUUGGAAUACAUCACGAGAGGCGAUCGCAUCCCGACCAGGCACCUAUGCGUAGGCUUUGGUGGUGUCUCUGGUGUCUUGAUCGCAUCUCGGCAUGCGUCUCUGCGCGGCCUGUAAUUUCCCGACUCGACGAUGUCGGAGUUUCUGGUCUGCGAGAAGAUGAAGAAGGCUGGCUCCCAAAACUGUAUGAAGUCUGUAAGCUGCUGGACAGCGUCAUUGCGAUGUAUCGCCCUAUGGGAUCUACUUUACCUCCCGAGGUUGACUUUGAAGUCACAUACGGCGACAGCGAUGACUCUCCUAUUGCCGCGCUUCUGCACCUUCUACGCCACGCAGCCUGCAUUCUUGCCCACAAACGUGCCCCCGAAUCACCAGAGGCAAACGCGGCAAUGCUCUUGCACUCUACCCGGCAAAUUCUCUACAUUGUCAAAACAGUCCCUGCGCUACCGCCGCUCCCUGCUGUUCCGUAUGCAGUUUCUUUGACUUUGACGGUAUAUCUACGACUAUUUCCCUCGCCGGAAGCGAUUGAGGGAUGGCACGAGAGCUGCGCGGUGCUUGAUGACUUGUCCAAGACAUGGUGGGUCGCUGAAGCAAUGGGUGGCAUGGCGCGCAGUGUUUUCAGAAAGUUAGAAGAAAAUCUGGCUGAUCGGCAGACUGAGGAAGCAGCUCCUGCUCCGGUUGCACAUAAUUUCAAAACGAGGGGUAAUGCUGCAAAUUCAAAAAAGAGGAAAGAGACAAAGGGUGCCAAGAGUGGUGUAUCGUUCGCUGAGCCGUCUGUUUCGUAUACGAACCAGAUCCCGUCGCCAUCAGGCGCGAAUAAUGAUCCGCCUUCGAUUUAUCGACAAACUCCUGGUGAUACCUCUACACCUUCGACACAGGCACCAACGAUCUCUGUUCCCGCGUCUACUUCUCUAGAUGCACCGACCCCGUCUCUAGAAACCCAGUUUCUCGAAAUGUUUUCCGAUCUACCGAACCCAACAAGUUUCCUGGACCAGGCGCUAAUGCUUGACGACAUUGAAGCAGACAUCUGGAUCCCAAACCUCCAAUUCGACGACCCCAACGACACCAACUCAAGCAUCACCGCCAUCGCACCGUCCACGUCCGGCAGCAACACCAACAACCACGACACUAACAACAAUAACCAUACCUCUGGAAGCAACAACCAGGCGUCCUCUUCAAUGUCGAGCAGAUUUAACGGCGACGACUUUUUCAAUAUUCCGGGGUUCCAUCCGGCUUCGUCGGACGAAUCUAUGCGGUUUUUCUAGAUUUGUGUAAUUAGCACGCUGUUUUUGGAGAUUGUAUAUGGCUGUCAUAUAUAGAUAUAUACCGCAUUGAUGAAUUGCAUGUCUGUAGUCUAGAGCUACUUUUUUGUUCUGUUUCUCAAGUACUUUUCUUCGAUUUUCGUACAGAAUUGUGGAGUUUUGUUUUGUCUUUUUUUGUUUUCUUUUGAACUAUCGCUAUGAUUGUGGUUCUUAGUUUAUACACUUACAUCUAAUUAAUACCGGACCGAAGGCGCCUUUGUUUCAAGAGUUUUUGGUUCUAUUUUUGAGUUUUGAUACAUA